Morone saxatilis (striped sea-bass) is the source of this 1214-nucleotide messenger RNA. RefSeq names its product melanocyte protein PMEL-like. The transcript is spliced from 8 exons. Gene Ontology annotation, biological process: melanosome organization. Gene Ontology annotation, cellular component: melanosome. Bases 1 to 1152 code for a protein of 383 amino acids. NCBI's taxonomy places the organism in Eukaryota, Metazoa, Chordata, Actinopteri, Moronidae. The record is from RefSeq and is a predicted model, not a curated record.
AUGGUCUGCCACCAUGUUUGGGAGGGAAUCCCCCCCAAAAUGGGAACCCCCCCGCGCAUAAAAAAGCAGUAUUUCAACUAUGUGGUGGAUCCCAGGGCGGUGGAUCGGAUAAAAGGGGCCCUGGGACCCAAAAACCCGUGGUUACCCGGGACCCAGGGGGCCCUGGUCCACCCCAGCUGGGAUGAGGCCACCAACAGGGUUAAGGAAUACGAUUGGUUAAUGAAAGCUCCUGCACUGGCGUCUGCUGUCCCCAUACUGGUUUCCACCAAGUCAACUGGCCUGAACGUCAACCUGGUUCCUUCGGACACAGAGGAGGACAACACUGAGGAUGAGGCCUCCACUGCCUCCACCCCUCAACCCGCCCACGAAACACCCAGCGUGGCCAAAACUCCCUCCCCUGUCAACCCUGCCCUGCCAGCUGACAGUGAGGCACAGACCGGGCUUGCAGCAAGUGGAAAGCAAACAGUGACACUGACGGGCCAAGCUACAGUGGAAGUAGUUGCUAAGAGGGCUGCUGGAAAUAAACCCUCCGACGAUGACUGUGUCAUAUAUCGUUAUGGCUCCUUCUGCACUGGCAUUGAAGUGUUUGAGGGAAUUGAGAAAGUAGAGAUUGUACAAAUGGACAACGCCGUGGUGGCGGCGCCUGAGAUGGACAAAAAUGUUUUGGACAUCACUGUUACCUGCCAGGGAAGCCUUCCGAAAGAGGUAUGCAGCGUGAUUCUGGAUGCAGAGUGCUUGAGGCCGAUUCACACGGCGUGCAAUAUGGUGGAGCCCUCCAAAGAGUGCCAGCUGGUGUUGCGUCACUUCUUCAACGACUCUGGCAUCUACUGCAUCAACGUGUCCAUGGCCAAUGACGUCAGUUUAGCUGCAGCCAGUGCCAAAGUCAGCGUCGACAUGGGGUCAGGCCUGUCCUCUCUUGGCACCGUCGGCAUGGUGUUGGGUGUCUUGGUACUCGUCCUAGCAGUAGGAAUAGUGGCAUAUUCUUACAAGCGCUUUAAGUCCUAUCGUCCUCUGAAGGAGGACCUGAUUGUGUCUGCCAGCCCGCAGCCCGACCGGGUUCACAGCUGCUCUGGCGCCUCGAUGUUCUGGAGUCUCCUGAACAGACGGGGAGCUGUGGACAACUGCCCUUUGCUGCAGGACAGACCGGUGUAAACCAUCACCAGCAAAACAAAGCAACUUAUGAUUGAUUGAAGUUAUAGACACCUGGGAGGUCU